AUGAGGCGGGGUGGCGUGGUCAGUAACGAGCAGAGUUCCCGCACGGGCAAACAGGUGUAUCAGAGGGAGGCAAAAACGGAGUCCAACAAAACAAGCAGAGUUCAGGAUUGGCUGAGCAAGUUUGGCUACCUCCCACCUCCUGACCCAGUGACUGGUCAGCUUCAGACCAAGGAGGCCCUGACCAAAGCCAUCAAAGCCAUGCAGAAGUUUGGAGGGCUGAAGGAGACCGGCAUCUUAGACCAAGCCACUCUAGGCCUGAUGAAAACCCCAAGAUGUUCUCUACCAGACGUGCCUGAGGCCGAAGUGAUUACGGGCCGCAGGAAACGAGGACUGAACUCUCAGAACAAAUGGAAUAAGAGGCAUCUUUCUUGGAGAGUGAGGACCUUCCCAAAGGAUUCUGCUUUGCUGGGCAGAGACACUGUUCGGGCCCUGAUGUACUAUGCUCUGAAGGUCUGGAGCGACAUUGCACCGCUUAACUUCCAUGAGGUGGCAGGAAGUGACGCAGACAUUCAGAUUGACUUCACAAAGGCGGACCACAAUGACGGCUAUCCCUUUGACGGGCCGGGAGGCACAGUGGCGCACGCCUUCUUCCCCGGCGAGAGGUUCACAGCUGGAGAUACACACUUCGAUGAUGACGAGGCCUGGACCUUCAGAUCACCAGACUCCCACGGGAUGGAUCUGUUUGCAGUUGCAGUUCAUGAGUUCGGUCAUGCCAUCGGCCUGGUCCACACCUCAGCCAUGGAGUCCAUCAUGAGGCCAUAUUACCAUGGUCCUGUAGGAGACCCUUUGAAGUAUGACCUUCCAUAUGAGGACAAAGUCCGCGUGUGGCAGCUGUACGGGGUUAGAGACUCUGUGUCUCACACCAAUCGACCAGGCAAUCCCUCUCAAACAGAUGAGCCACCUGUUCUUCUGGACCUCCCUGAAAAUAGAUCUACUGUAAUGUUGGCACGAGAUGCACCAGACAGAUGCUCGAGUCACUUUGACGCUGUGGCCCAAAUACGAGGGGAAGCCUUCUUUUUCAAAGGGAAGUACUUUUGGCGACUAACAAGAGAAAAGCACCUGGUGUCUCUGCGUCCAGCUCAGAUCCAUCGCUUCUGGAGAGGACUACCAGCCAAUCUGGACAGUGUGGAUGCUGUCUAUGAAAGACCUGGGGACCACAAAAUAGUCUUCUUCAAGGGUCUAAAGUACUGGGUGUUUAAGGACAAUAACGUGGAAGAGGGUUACCCCCGUCCAAUCAGCGACUUUGGUCUACCCAGUAAUGGAGUGGAUGCUGCCUUCAUUUGGCUCCACAACGACAAAACCUACUUCUUCAAGGACAACCACUAUUGGCGCUAUGAUGACCACCUGAGACGUAUGGACCUGGGCUAUCCUAAAGAAAGUGCACUAUGGAAGGGGCUGCCUCCAAACCUGGAUGAUGCUAUGCGAUGGUCUGAUGGGUCUUCAUAUUUCUUCAAGGGGAAGGAGUACUGGCGCGUGCCAGGUAGCGAUAUGGAGACAGAGGCGGGAUUCCCCCGUCUCAUCGCGAAGGACUGGCUACUGUGCAGUGAGAUGCAGUCAGACUCUCCAGACACCGAGCCCAAAAGCAGAGAAACCAGAGUUAAUGUGCACAGUCACCCAGACCAUGCAGAGAAUGGUUACGAGGUGUGUUCCUGCACAUCUGACAAUGCCUCGCCUUUAGGCAUGAGGUCUUCACUGCCUCCUGUCUGGCUGCUGCCACCCCUCUGGACGCUCUCACUGGCCGUCCACUCUGAACUGCUAUGAUGCCAAAGUAUAGGACACUGUUCUCGGGGCCGGACACGAGGGACUGAAUAAAGGCCAGUCAAAAAGGAAAGUGGAAAUUCAGAUCAUAUAAAUAUCAACUGGUAUGCUUUUCCAAUUGUUUUACUGUUAUUUAUUUCACAUGCCAUUCAACAGUCUUUUAAAGCGCUUUUCAGUAUGGUUAUUGCGUAUGUUCUAGGGUUGCCGCUUGGGCGUUAAAUGUUUGCCAGUGUUUGCACCAUGUUUUACAACUAACCGUACAAUCUCUGCGUGGAAACAUGACUGUCACCGAUUUAAUGAUAUGUUACAAGAAAUCCAUUCAAAUCAAAUUCUCUUCAUGUACAGCAGGAAGGCUGGAAAGCAUCUUCGGAAACAAGUGGGUCACCAACUGAUUAACAUCCCAAGAUGAGGUUGUUUAGCGAAAGAAAAA
This is a messenger RNA of Thalassophryne amazonica, 2188 nucleotides long. Its product is annotated as matrix metalloproteinase-17-like. NCBI's taxonomy places the organism in Eukaryota, Metazoa, Chordata, Actinopteri, Batrachoidiformes, Batrachoididae. Gene Ontology annotation, cellular component: extracellular matrix. Gene Ontology annotation, molecular function: zinc ion binding; metalloendopeptidase activity. The record is from RefSeq and is a predicted model, not a curated record. The coding region runs from base 1 to 1761 and encodes 586 amino acids. The transcript is spliced from 10 exons. Gene Ontology annotation, biological process: extracellular matrix organization; collagen catabolic process; proteolysis.